Molecule: messenger RNA, 2008 nt
Organism: Eupeodes corollae
Lineage: Eukaryota; Metazoa; Arthropoda; Insecta; Diptera; Syrphidae
Gene: Tango10
Product: BTB/POZ domain-containing protein 17
Exons: 6
Coding region: 337-1824 (495 amino acids)
Molecular function (GO): protein binding
Source: RefSeq, a predicted model, not a curated record
AUUUUUCACCUGCUGUCUUCUGAUGCUGUUUCAAUAAAGGUUUUCCUCAAAAAAUAAUCAAAAAUUGAGUAUUUUUCAUUUAACAAAACUUAUCUACCUUUACGAUUACAAAAAAUGUAAUAUUUCACAUUAUACAAUGUCAUUUAAUGAAAUAUUUUAUUAUAAACAAGACAAAAUCAAUUUACUUAAGCUACAAGCAGGCUUCAAGCAAUCAAAUUGAUUGCCAUUGGUAUAUUUUCCAAUAAAAAAUAAAGAACAACCAAGUUAAAAGGGGAUUCGAACUUAAAUUGUGCUUAUCAUCGCACUUUUGUGUGUGAAAAACGAAGUAUUUUCAAUAUGGAAACUGAGGCAAGUGAUAAACCUGUGCCCGCAGAAGACCCAAACGGUUCAGACUCAAGCAUGAUAGUGAACACCAAUAGUAUACUAGAGAAAAUAGCAAAUCUCUAUGCGGAACAGCUGAUGUCCGACAUUGUGCUUGUUGUAGGCGGGGUCGAAUAUCCUGCUCACCGAGUCAUCCUCUGCGCCAGUAGUGAGGUAUUCCAGGUCAUGCUGAUGAAUCCCGAAUGGAAUGAGUGUCGCAAGCGAAUAAUUGAACUCUACGAAGAGCCCUUUUGUGCAGCAGUAUUUCCCCAAUUCCUCAAAUACCUGUAUGUUGGCCAACUAAAGGCGACUUUGCAAUCUGUGAUGCCAGUUCUGGCUUUGGCUGAUAAAUAUAAUGUCAAGGAUCUAGUUGGACUGAGUGUGAAUUUUAUGCUCUCACACACCGCAAUGGCAGCAACGCAAGGCUAUCUGGUUUCCUGGUUGCAAUACGCCCUAACCUUUAGCCCCUAUCAUAAAGAUCUCACUGAGUCGUUGAAAAACUUUCUCAAAUGGAACCUGGAAAUGGUUAGCGAGUCGAAAGACUUCGUUGAGCUUGACACCCAGAUCAUGAUAUUAUUACUGCAACAAAACGAUAUUGUCGUUACCAGCGAAUUCAGUUUGUUUGGCAUUUUGCAAAAGUGGUUGUUGCAUAGGAAGGAAAUGCUUGACAAUGAGGAAAGUCUUCAGAAGGAAGAGAAAGACGCCAUACUGAAGCAGCUUAUAGAGGCAACUGUUAUGCAUAUACGGUUUGCCAUGAUGACGCCCAGGGAGUUGGCACAUUUAUUGCUGUAUCCCUUGCUUGCCUAUCACAAAGAAUUCAUUGUCCAGAGAAUGGCCAUUGGAAUGAGUUAUCACUCAGGUCAAGAAGAUCGUGUAAAUGAAAUACGAAAUUCGAAAUCGGGAAAUUUGCAAUUCACACCACGCCUAUAUUCGAAUGACUUAUGGAGCGUUAGCUUUGACAUUAAGGAUUAUUAUCAUAUUCCAGAUUACACUAAUUACGUAGCUUGUUUCUUCUCCCAAAGGAAUUUGGCAGAACGGGAAGAUGAUCAAUCGGUGACAUGGGAUAUAGAAUUCUUCCCCCGAGGUGUUAAAUAUAAUAAAGCGAAAAUGGUUUGGGGUGAGGAUUUGCCUGAGUUUUCAUUACGUACCGUACGUAUUCGAGUUACUUGUAAAGAAAACUGUCUAGGCGAGGAGAGAUUUAAGGUUGCUGUUUUAAUCAGUGGCAUGCAACACGACAUAAUACACAUAUUAGCCGUUACAGAAAAAACAGAGUAUUUUUCUGAUAAAAGUCGUGUUCUUAAUUUAGAUAAUUUGCUGCCAUAUGAAGAUACUCCGAAAAGUGAUCCCAAAAAAGAAAUUCCUCAUCUCAUUGGACCAAGUAGAAAUAAUUUAAGCCUUCAAGUAAUAAUUGCGCCAAUGGGACCCUAUACGAGUAGAGAGUCACCGCCUUUCGAUCUGAAAUAGUAAAAAAGAUAAUAAUAAUUUGUAUUAUAUUAUAAAUUAAAAUGUUUAUGAUUUAAUUUAAUUUUAUUUUAUAGAUAACCAACAGCUUAAGUGUGUAACGUAUAUGAGAAUUUGUGAAUAUUUAAAAAGAAACAAAAAACAAAGAACAAUAUAUAAUAAUGUUGUUUAUAAAUGGAAAGUUUAA